Branchiostoma belcheri (Belcher's lancelet) is the source of this 4600-nucleotide messenger RNA. Its product is annotated as centrosomal protein of 76 kDa-like. The transcript has 13 exons. Lineage: Eukaryota; Metazoa; Chordata; Leptocardii; Amphioxiformes; Branchiostomatidae. The coding region runs from base 117 to 2120 and encodes 667 amino acids. The record is from RefSeq and is a predicted model, not a curated record.
CCCAGGAUUCAGUUGUCAACUUGGGGUUUCCGCCAUUUUCAAACUUUGGUGAAAGAUCGUCUGUUUAGGAUCUGGUUUGUAUGUUCAGAUAGCGGAGUGUUACAAACGUGUAGACAAUGGCUCUACCGCCGGAGAAGAUAUCAGAACUCAGGCAGAUCAUCCAUAAUAAGUUAACCCAGAUGGAUGUCCACUCCCGCAUCCGAGAUGCUGUGUCAGAGACCAUGGAGGAGUCGCGUGUGUCUGAGCGCGGGGGCGGGGCGGUGGGCGAGGAGCAGGUCCUGGAGUCUCUCCGUCAGCGCGGGAUCAUCGAUGAGAUCCUGAGCGAGAUGAGCUUUGAGGAGGAGCCGUCACGCGACGUCAGCAGACCGACCAAACCUGCCACACACUUCGUGGACAAGGAGGACAGAAUAAAGACAAGCACACCUGCAAAAAAAGCUGCCAUUGACCCCACCCGUAGACACCUGUACCUCCAGGUGAAAGGUGGGAAGGCAUUCCUGGAGCACCUGCAGGAGCCGGAGCCCCUCCCCGGCCAGGUGGGCCCCACCUUCACCCUCCAUGUGCUGUUCCGGGGUCAGCGCUUCAGGUCCAAGCCUGUCCCCUGUGCCUGUGAUCCUGACAUACAGGAGGGGUUCCUGUUAGAACUGCACAAUAAAGGAUCAGGAGAAGCAGCUCAGAUGGCAGACAGUACGUCCCUCCUGUCCAUCUGUGACCCUGUGCACAUGGUGCUGAUUAAAACAGACGUGGCCGGGGACACAGCCCUGCUCACAUCACACUACCUGGAGUGGAGACAUGUACUCGGUGCCCAGGAUGGGUACAUCAACACUGCUGUGGAACUGAUGGGUGUAGGAACAGAGUCCAAGGUACCAGUUGGUGUUUUAGAUGUACGGUUGGAGAUUUUACCCCACCCUGUCCAGACCUUGGCACCUGACGUCAUCACAACACAGCUGAACCUGGAGCAGAGCCGGCGGGCGGAGCGGGAGAGGCUGUUCCUGGUCUACGCCAAACAGUGGUGGCGGGAGUUCCUACAGAUCAGAGGCACCAACAGUAGCAGGCUGGUCAAGAUAUUUGCUCAGGAUGAAAAUGCGACCAACAGACCAGUUUGCUCCUUUGUUCGACCACUACAAGCUGGCAGGCUAUUGGACACCCCGAGACAGGCAGCACGGUUUAUCAGCCUGCUGACCUAUGAGAAGGCCUCUACUGUAGGAGGUGGGCCGAGGGCUGAGCAGUGGUGCACCAUGCAUGCCUUUCUCUGCAGAAACAAAGGAGAUUGUGAAGACCACUCGGUGCUGCUGUGCAGUCUGCUGCUGGGGUUUGGACUUGACGCGUAUGUUUGUGUGGGCACGAAGACGAACAACACGGCACACACCUGGGUCCUGACCCUGGGGAUGGACGGGGAGGCCACCUUCUGGGAGAGCCUGACAGGACACAGAUACAGUCAUCAGCCCAUCAACCCUGAUGAUCCGCCAACAGUGGAACAGCCCAGACCGCAGUACCCCUACAGAUCAGUAGGGUGCGUCUUCAACCACCAAGUCUUCUAUGCUAACUCACAGCCAACAGACACAGUUGAGGUUUGUCACUUUAACUUUACGGAUGAGUCUCGGUGGAAGGCCAUGAGUGAAGAGGCCAUAAAGUCUGUAUGUGGGGAGGGAACACUGCCUCUGGGCCCUGUGUUCCCCCCUCUGUGUGCAUCAUUGUUUGAUCCCGGGUUACUGAGUGCAGAUUUGGAGCUGGAACUCAGGGUACUUGUUACUGAACACAGGAAGGACCUUGGGUUAACGACAGUGUGGGACAAUGAGCUCAGCUACCUUCUCACACCUGCCCUAGCAGCAUAUGAGCAGGAGAGGACCACAGGGCAAAUAUCAGGUAAUGAGGAGUUCCAGCAGGCCAUCCGCAGAGCUGUCCCAGAUGGACACACUUUCAAGGGCUUCCCUAUCCAGUUCCUGCACAGAAAUGCUCGGAGAGCUUUCGCUGGAUGUCUCAGGUCGCCUGUCUGUGAGGAGAUCGUGAGUUGUCGAGGGGAUCACGUUCGCCUGGCUGUCCGCGUCCGUGUGUUUACCUACCCAGAGCAGGCCUGUGCCGUUUGGAUCAUGUUCGCCUGUAAAUAUAGAUCUAUCUUAUAAACUCCUGACACCACGGGGCAGAAAGUCGCUGACGAUACCGAGCACUGCCAGUUGUUGACGAUUGACAUCAAAGUCAACGAUAAAAGCACAUGUGGCUAACAAGGACUUUACUUGCCAAUAGGCUUAGUACACGCUAGAAAUCAUACCUGGGUGGAUAAAUCUGUUCAUUCAGUAUCUGAAUCUGAUAUGUCUUCCACUUCUAUUGGCCUCCUUGCUUGACCAGAAGCCCACCUAAUAUGGAAGUGUGCACAAUUGUCUUUUGAGAUGCUGUAUUCUGUAUGAAAAGGACUGAUUUCAGGUGAAUAUUUAUGUCAGAUGAGUUUGUGUGAUAAUACACGAUUGUGUUCAUGUCACAAUAUCAAAUGGACAUGGUCUGUUUGCUGUUUUAUGUCUAACAGGUUUUUUGUGAAAUUUUAGAAUAUUUCCUAUAAUUUCACACGUUAUUAUUGCAUUGUUGAUCAACUAUUGUUCGAUGUCAGCCAUUGGGAAGCACACCGCAGCUGAACACUGGGCUAGGGAGUAUCAAUGUUGUCUAUCAUAUUUUAUCCUAUUUAUAAUUAAAGAUGAUCCAGUGUGCAAAAUUAUGUUGUUCAAUUAUGGCUUGUUCAUGUUUUCAGAGAUAGCACUGGCUGCUAACUGGUCGAUUUUGUCCUAUUGUAUCAUCUUUCAUACACUUCUGUUAUGUAUGAGUCAAAAAGGUGAAUAGAUUGUUUAUACAUUGUACUUGCAGUGAGGGGGGAGAUCUUGGCCAAAGUGUGAUAAUAUUUAAGAGAUUUUAGAUCCAUGAAUUUCUUUUAGAUUAGGAUCAUUUUAAACCACUGCAAGAUGGGUGAUCUUCCUUGCAAUUGCAUACUGCACAUUACAUGGGUGUAAGUUAUAAACCCUAUGGGGAGAAUGCCCAGUAAUGCCUUUCACUGAAAGGUUUCUAGGCAAGGGAAAAACACUUGACAACAUGCCUCAUCAUUUGGAUGUUUGUAUUUAUUAGGUCAUUGAUAAACACUUACAUGAAAGCUAGCAUGAGGUGGAAAACUGCACUGUUCUCAUCCUUUACGAACAAAAGCAACAUGACUUCACCAUCUUACCAAAAUGAUACAAAUCCUUCCAAAAUAUCAUUGCUUUCCUGUACACACUGACUUCAGUUGAUUCAAAGAUUGACAGGACACUGGUAUGGUGGUGUUCUUUCCUGGUUAGACUUCUUUGAAGGUUUUUGUUUGUUAUGGAAAACAUCACAGUGAAGAGAUAGAUGACAUUGGGCAAUGAGGACACAAGUGAUCAUCACUAUAAUGGAAAAUAGUGGUCUUUAUAAAAAGAAUUGUAGACAUGUUUUAGUAAAGUUCAGAAUAGAGAUUUCUGUAGUGACAGUGGUAAUGUUUCUGUAAGAGUGGGACAUUUUAAGUUUAAGUUGGAAGAUGUCUGACCAGGAAUAAUACAUGCCACAGGUCCAGUUGCCAUCUCAAUGUAGGAAGAACGCCUGCACAAUUCAAAAGUAAAUCUUAGUCAGUAAAUUCCCACACAGUCUUCAUUUGUAAGAUUGCACAACAGAGUAUGACAAGUCAAGGGGACAAUCCUUUACACUGCUAACCAGCUUGCUUGCAGGUGACUUGUUAAAAUACAUUGCAGGUCAACUUCAAGUCCUUCCUGAAUUGUUAUAGAUUCUUCAAGCUGGUCAUGUAAAUUAUGUCCAUUUGUCUCAUUCAUAAGCACUUUUUCAGACAUAAUGUCCUUGAUUCAAUACAUAAAUGAAUGAGAUUUUGUGUUGAAAAAUGUUUUGCACAGCAGCAUUCAACAUGGGUAUUGUGAAGCAUAGAUCAGGAUGUUUCCAAUACUAAGUCCAUGUGCAAGAAAAGUGAUGAACUCCUUCACAGCAACUUGCAACACUACCUUCUUAGAUAUUCUUAGCUGCUGUGCAAAACGUUGAACGUAACUCCAUCCAUCUUGUGACACAUACUGCUUCAUAACAUCAUUAUUGCAAAGCUUAUGAAAUUAAACAGCCGAUUCAGGAAUGUUCAACAAAGCAACAAAACAAUUCUUAGCUUACAAACCAUACUGAAUGGCCAGGCAAACUUUUUCCAUUACCGGUAUAUAGAUUUCAAAUGACUGCAAAAACAUUUGGCACACUUUACUUGGAUCCAAACAAAACUGAUUCUGAUCAAAAUAACCAUUCAGCGGACGCCUUUAGGUCACCGAAAAAGGUCUUCUUAACGACCUGCUUGAGACGCGAAAUAAUUUCCUCAAAAGCAAGAGGUCUCUUAGCACUUCAUGAUGAAGAACAGAAACAACCUGUGGUUAUUGUCCCCUAUAUAAUCCAUGCAUGGAGCUAGCUUUCAUGGUACGGCACAACUGCACAUAGGAGGGACCACUACCAACACUAGGCUGGAGCACCCACAAGUGGCCUAAUGAAAGGACUAUUCCAUUCCAAAAGUCUGGUGGGGGAGGACUGGAUGAUUUUUUGGGGGGACAAUGAUUUUAACAUCUGAUUC